AUGAUCACAGUUGGUUAUGGUGAUGUCAGACCUACAAAUCCUUUAGAAGUAGGAGUUUGUAUUAUAUUGAUGAUGACUUGUUGUUUAGUUUUUGGUUUUACAAUCAAUCAAAUAGGAUAUAUUUUCUAGGAUAUGUACAUGAAAGAGAAGAACAUCCUCUUAAAAAGAAACGUAAUAUCUAAAUACAUGUAAAAAAAAGAAAUCAAUUCUUAAACUUAAAAUUAGGUUUUAGAAUACUUAGAAUACGUUUGGCGAGAAGAUUUAGAUGAACAUUAAUAAGAAGCGAACACAAUUUUAAAUUAACUUUCUAGUAAUUUGAAAUAGCAAAUUUAAUUGGAAUCAAAUAAAUUAGUUUUAAAGGAGAACAGAAUAUUAAAAGAUAAUUUUAGCCCAUAAAUACUAGCUGAAAUAAUACCUUUUAUUUAAGAACAGAACUGUACUCCAGGAGAAGUAAUUAUAGAUGAAUAAAUAGGAAAUACAGAAGGAUAUCUUUAUUUCGUUUAAUAAGGAGAAGUAGAACAGUAUAAAAAUUGCUAAUAAACUCAAAUAUAUUUAAAGAAUAAAAAAUAAUCAAUAGUUUCUAUUAAAAAGAUAUUAUAAGGAGAAAAUUUUGGGCAAAAGGCAUUCUUUACUGGAGAGAAAUAAAGCUUGAGUUGUUCCUCUUGUCAUGAAAGAAAUCAUACAGAAAUAUAAUGCCCCAUAUUACAUUAUAUCCCUAAAAAAUUUAAAGUGUUAUAAGAGAAUACUAUUAAUACUCCUCAUUUAGUGCGCCAAACUCAGUUCAAUAGAAAAAUAGCUUAGAAAAGGAAUACAUUUCAAGAUCUAGAAAAUAACGUUUACAGAGGACUGCAAUUUAUUGAAGAAAAAGGUGAAGACCUUGAUGAAUUCGAAAAUGAGUACUUAGAGUUUUCCUUCUUUUAAAAAAAUCAACUAUAUAACAGUGAUCUAGAAUAAAAUUAAGAAAAGGUGCUAGUUUAUUCAUAAAAAGUUAAGUCCAUGUACUAAAGAAAUCAGACAUCAAAGGAAGAAAAUGAUAAAUAUUCAAAAAGGAAAUCAAGGAUAUAUUCAUUUGUAAGUAAUCAUUUAAUAAAAUAAAAAACAUUAGAUGAGGAAAAUAUUUAAAGCGCAAAGUCAAUUUAGAACAAGAGUGAAAAUGAAAAUGAAAAUGAAAUUAAUUUAGAAUAGGAAAAUUUUAGGAAAAAAAUGCAUAAAAAAUUCAUGAAUACUAUGUCAGUAAUAUAUCAAAGUAGCAAACUUAUUUAAGAGCAUGAGGAAUAGUCUGAAAGUAAUAAUUACUCAAAAUAAACUAUAGGAUAGAUACAAAGACCUUCUUUUAUCAUGAAUCAAUCAAUUAAAGAUAUUUAAAUUCAAGAAAAAUGUACCAAAAAUUAGAAAGUUAGUGAUGUAAGUAAUAACUUAAAAACUUAAAUAGAAUCUCAUAUCCAGCUUAGUUUACAGCCUUAUUCAAAUAAGAAUGAGAUUGAUACUGAAUUCAAUACUCAUUUUGACAUAUUUUUUGGAUAAUUUGAGUCUCUUUAGAACUAUAAAUAUUAUUUCCCAUAGUAAAAUUAUAAAGAAGUACUGAAUAAAUUAAAUGAUAUCAUCAUAAACCAAGUAAAUGCUAGAGGAAUCAACAUGAAAAAUUUCUUAAAAAAUGAAAAUGGUAUUAGUAGUUUUAAAAGAAGAAAUAAUGUAUUUAAUUUCAUUAAAAAAAAAAUAUAUGACUCUUAAUUGCUGCAAGCAGUUGAUUCAUAAAAUUAAAAUAUUAAUGGUAAUAAUCCAGAUUUAGAAGCUUAAUAAAAUUUCACUCUUUAAGAUACCUAAUUUAAACCAUAAUCUCUCUCAGUAGAAUCAGAAAAUAAAACUACUAUUUCUAAAAUUUAAUAAUCUUACAAUCUAAAUGGCUUGACAGCGCAGGCUAUGAAUGACAUUUCUACAAAUGCUUUAAAUAACUCAAUUAAAGUUGAUUUAGAUACUCCUGAACUUGAAGACGAGUAAUAAGAUUUUAGGGUUCUUCCUUUGGUUUCUUACCCAAGGCGAUCCUAUUUUUAUGAUUCUAAUAACUGA
Tetrahymena thermophila SB210 is the source of this 2067-nucleotide messenger RNA. RefSeq names its product cation channel family protein. Lineage: Eukaryota; Ciliophora; Oligohymenophorea; Hymenostomatida; Tetrahymenidae. The record is from RefSeq and is a predicted model, not a curated record. The transcript is spliced from 4 exons.